Messenger RNA from Nelumbo nucifera (sacred lotus), 1380 nucleotides. Its product is annotated as metacaspase-1-like. The record is from RefSeq and is a predicted model, not a curated record. Lineage: Eukaryota; Viridiplantae; Streptophyta; Magnoliopsida; Proteales; Nelumbonaceae. Gene Ontology annotation, biological process: proteolysis. Gene Ontology annotation, cellular component: cytoplasm. Gene Ontology annotation, molecular function: cysteine-type endopeptidase activity.
UCAGCAGAAACAAAUCUAGUUAGUUUAGCUCUAAAUCCAACUUCAUCGAUCCUAUCUUCUCUUUUUGUUUCAUAUAUACACAAAGAAUAUAAUUAAACACAGACAACAACAGGCAUACAGAGAGCGUAAAUCAGUCAGAUCGAUACAAGAAGAAGAAAAGAAAAUGGCAUGUAGAAGAGAGAGGUGCAGUGGGUGCGGAAUGGAACUAGCCGUGCCACUGGGGGUGCUAAACAUCCGUUGUGCAGUGUGCCGAACAGUGACUCGGGUUCGACCCAGCAAUUCACUCUCUCAAUCGCAGGAUCCAGUUCGCCAGGCGGCCAACUGGGUCAGGGGCUUCCUAAGCAAUAUCAACUCCAUAGCUGCUGCUGCUGCUUCAUUCAAUAGCUACAGCGGGCCAUCAGUGCCUAGUUUUAGUUACUAUCCACAUCCUUCUAGACCCCUCACGCACCUUCCGGUGCAUGGGAGGAAGAGGGCGCUUCUCUGUGGUGUGAGCUAUAGGUAUCGGAGAUACGAACUCAAGGGCACCAUUAAUGAUGUUAACUGCAUGAGGUAUUUUCUCACUGAGAAACUCGGUUUCCCAAACGACUCCAUCCUUGUCCUCACAGAAGAUGAGAAUGACCCAUUAAGGAUUCCAACAAAACAAAAUAUCAGAAUGGCAUUGCAAUGGCUAAUUCAAGGUUGCCGGUCAGAGGACUCUUUGGUGUUCCACUACUCAGGUCAUGGCUCACAACAACCAAAUUUAAAUGGAGAAGAGGUCGAUGGGUAUGAUGAGACCCUUUGCCCCCUUGAUUAUGAGACAGAAGGGAUGAUACUUGACGAUGAGAUCAAUGUUACCAUCGUUAGGCCUCUCCCAAAAGGGGCCACACUUCAUGCCAUAGUUGAUGCUUGCCAUAGCGGAACGGUUCUUGAUUUACCAUUCGUAUGCAGAAUGAACCGGGAAGGGCAAUAUAUUUGGGAGAAUCAAACCCCUCCUUCAGGCACUUACAAAGGUACAGCUGGUGGGCUAGCCCUUUGUUUUAGCGCUUGUGAUGAUCAUCAAACCUCUGCUGAUACCUCAGCACUUGCGGGCAACACAAUGACGGGUGCCUUGACAUAUUGCUUCAUCCAUGCUGUGGAAAGUGAACCGGGUUUGAGUUAUGGUCGCCUACUCAACCUGAUGCGCUGUUUGAUUCGAGAGUCUAGGACUACUGGGUUUUCCCUAACUAAUGGCCCUAUUGCAUCUCUUAUUCGCAAAGUAUUUCGUGCUGGUUUACGACAGGAACCUCAGUUGUCAUCUUCAGAGAAAUUUGACAUUUAUAUGAAGCAAUUUAUCUUAUAGUUGCAUAAGUGGAUGGGGAAAUAUUUCUCAUUAAUUAGUAAUUAAGUUAAUUUUGUUAAACA